AAAGGUACAUGGCAUUCAACCGCAGAAGACAUGACCAGACGUCAGAGCUGGCUCCCGGUUGGGAUAUGAGUGACUUUGCGGAGGAUGGUGCCUAAAUUAGGCGUGCCAAUUUCCUUACCAGGGCUUUAUAAGGCAGUGGUGCCGGCGGAGGUGGCCAGGAUCCUGUACUCCAAACACAGCUGUCUUCUCGUGGAGCCCUGAAGCCAGAGCAGUGCCAGGAUGGCACAGAAGCUGGCCCCUCUGUUGCUUCUCCUUCUCUCUGUCCAGGGCGCCCUGGCCCUGAGGAUCUGCUCCUUCAAUGUACGGUCCUUUGGGGAAAGCAAGAAGGAAGACCAGAAGGCCAUGGAUGUCAUUAUGAAGGUCAUCAAACGCUGUGACAUCAUCCUCCUGAUGGAAAUCAAGGACAGCAACAACAUGAUCUGCCCCAUGCUGAUGGAGAGGCUGAAUGGAAAUUCAAGGAGAGGUAUAACAUACAGCUAUGUUAUUAGCUCUCGGCUUGGAAGAAACACCUAUAAAGAACAAUAUGCCUUUCUCUACAAGGAACAACUGGUGUCUGUGAAGAAAAACUACCUCUACCAUGACUAUCAGAAUGGAGACACAGAUGUAUUUUCCAGAGAGCCCUUUGUGGUCUGGUUCCAGUCACCUCAUACUGCUGUCAAAGACUUUGUGAUUGUUCCCUUGCACACCACCCCAGAGACAUCUGUUAAAGAGAUCGACGAGCUGGCCGAUGUCUACCUGGAUGUGAAACGCCGUUGGAAGGCAGAGAAUUUCAUUUUCAUGGGUGACUUCAAUGCCGGCUGCAGCUAUGUCCCUAAGAAGGCCUGGAAGAGCAUCCGCUUGAGGACUGACCCCAAGUUCAUUUGGCUGAUUGGGGACCAAGAGGACACCACAGUCAAGAAGAGCACCAACUGUGCAUAUGACAGGAUCGUCCUUAGAGGGCAAGAGAUCAUCAGUUCUGUUGUUCCCAAGUCCAGCAGCAUCUUUAAUUUCCAGAAAGCUUACAAACUGACUGAAGAGGAGGCCCUGGACGUCAGCGACCACUUUCCGGUUGAAUUUAGACUACAGUCUUCAAGGUCAAGGACCUUCACCAACAGCAAAAAAUCUGUUGCUCCAAGGAAGAAAACAAAGGCCAAAGGCACCUAGAUACAAGGGUGCUAUUUGAUUAAACAUUUCUUGCCUCUAAAUAAAAUGGCUCUAACAGGUAUGACCUGCUCCCUGCACUUCAGAAACAAGACUGGUCCAACUGCUUUCAUUUUUCAACCUGAAUUUAUUCUGACUGGAGCCAAAUUGGAAGGAGAGUUGUUUAUUAUCCCUGUUGGGUUCACACCUGAGCUUCCUAGUCCAAAAGGGUGAUCUUCAUGCUCUGAGUUAGAGCCCCACCUGCUGCUGCGGGGGCCUGCUCAGCUCUACCCGAGAGGCUGCAGAUGUAGGCCAGUUUCCAGACCUCAUCCUGGGCCAUGACCAGGAAGGCCAAGACCCCAGAAAUGCCAAAUCUCAGCUGCACCCCAUGAUUUGGAUAAUUAACUGUUUAAUCUGACCCCUCCUCUCUGAGGUCAAGCCACCACUACGCCUCACAGGUAUGAAGCAUGAAGGCCUCUCCCUCCUGGUCUCCCUGCCUCUGAAUCAUCCUCCUCCAACUCAGCCAGCCCAGUGACCACCAGCGCCAUCCUCAGAAACGCUGCUCUGACCCCCAUGCCUAUAAAUCCUUCAGGGGUUCCCAUCACCAUCCAAAAGAGCUUAGACUUUAGACAACAUGAAGGUCUCGCUUAUCUGGCAUAAACCACCAACCAUGCUGUCUGCCGGUCUCUGCCCAGCCCUGUGAGCUCCCGCAGGUCACAGGUUGUCCUCCACCCUGUGCACCCCACUCCCUCCCUUGGGGCUUUGGACCCAUCCCGUGACUGUGACCGCUCUAUCUCAGAGUGUUAUCCAAGUGCCUCUGGCCCCCAACGUGCUCCCUACCCUCAUUGCAGCAUUAAGCACAUUGUACACGUGUCUGUCACCAGGGUCAGUACUGGAAGUCUUUGGGAAUCCUGGUCUGGGACUCAAGGAUUUUGUUAUCUUUCUAUACCCAAAGAGGCCCAUAAGAAUCCAGCAAGGAGGCACCAUUUACCUGUAUCCGAGGUGCCGUUUUUGUUUGCUUUGCUUUGUUUCUCCAAUGCCAUUUCUUUGUUCAAGUAGUACAUGAGCAGGGCUGUGUGUGAGAGCAGCCCCGGAGAGCAGGCAGUGAAAAGGAAAGCUGUGCCCUGACCUCAUCCAUGAAUUUCCUGUCUCGGGGGCAGCCCCUCUUCCCAGCUUUUGUUUUCUUCCACAGUCUGCACAUAAAUGAGCACCAUAUGUAACCUUAAAAAAUACAAAAUGUAGCAUGCCAUA
Molecule: messenger RNA, 2370 nt
Organism: Otolemur garnettii (small-eared galago)
Lineage: Eukaryota; Metazoa; Chordata; Mammalia; Primates; Galagidae
Gene: DNASE1L3
Product: deoxyribonuclease 1 like 3
Exons: 9
Coding region: 220-1143 (307 amino acids)
Biological process (GO): apoptotic DNA fragmentation; programmed cell death involved in cell development
Cellular component (GO): nucleus
Molecular function (GO): DNA nuclease activity
Source: RefSeq, a predicted model, not a curated record